UUUUCGGUAAACCAUAUUCUUUUAUUUAUUGGUUUGGACUGUUUGGCCGUGUCACGCUCGAGCCGCCUUCAAAGCCUCUAAAAUCGCUCUCUGUCUCAUCAUCCACAAGAUCCCUUCUAGGGUUCCACUUUCAACCCACCAAUUUUCAAAAGUAAUACACAGUGUUCCGGCAAUGAUGCAGCCAGCGGCGAACUUGGUUCUACCACCUCAAUACCAGAUGCAGACUCCACAGCAACCUCUGCAGCAGUGGAUGCAACCGCAGCAAUCACAAUACCAUAUGCCGUCGCCACAACAGCCGUCGGGGUACUACUAUCAGCAACCACCUCCGGCAGCGGAUGCGCCUCUGCAACCGCAGCAGUAUGCUGCCGCGCUUGCAGCUCAAGCUCAGCCCAGCACAGAUGACGGGAUCCGAAGCCUCUGGAUCGGCGAUCUUCAGUAUUGGAUGGACGAGCAGUAUCUGUACAGCUGUUUUGCAUCCACUGGAGAGGUGAUCUCUGCUAAAGUCAUCCGUAACAAGCAAACUGGCCAAUCUGAAGGUUAUGGAUUUAUUGAGUUUGUUAGUCAUGCUGCUGCAGAAAGGAAUCUGCAGACAUAUAAUGGCUCCCUAAUGCCAAAUAUUGAGCAAACAUUCAGAUUGAACUGGGCAUCAAUGGGUGCGGGUGAAAAGCGUGACAACACUGUUGAAUACACGAUUUUUGUUGGAGACUUGGCUGCUGAUGUUACUGAUUACAUGCUUCAAGAAACUUUUAGGGCCAAUUAUAGUUCAGUAAGGGGUGCUAAGGUUGUAACCGAUAGGUUAACAGGCCGCACAAAGGGCUAUGGGUUUGUGAGGUUCGGUGAUGAAAGUGAACAGUUACGAGCCAUGACUGAGAUGAAUGGAAAGUUUUGUUCUACUAAGCCCAUGCGAAUAGGUCCUGCUGCUAACAAGCAAAACAUAGAUGGUCAGGCAAAAGCUUCAUACCAAACUUCCGGAGGAACUCAGAGUGAGGAGGAUCCAUCUAACACGACUAUCUUCAUUGGGAACUUGGACCCUAAUAUUACUGAAGAACAUCUAAGACAGGUUUUUGGACACUAUGGACAGCUACUACAUGUAAAGAUACCAAUAGGCAAACGGUGCGGGUUUGUACAAUAUGCCGACAGAAGCUGUGCAGAGGAAGCUCUGCGGCUGUUAAAUGGAACCCAGUUGGGAGGACAAAGCAUUCGACUCUCAUGGGGCCGUAGUCCUUCAAACAAACAGGUUGAUCAAAACCAGCAUAAUGGUGCAUAUUAUGGAUAUGCCCCUGGAUACGAAACCUAUGGAUAUGCUCCAGCAGCGCAGGAUCCAAACUUGUACCGUGCAGGCUACACGGGAUAUGGAAAUUAGCCACCACCACCUCAACAGCAGCAGCAGCCUCAGUGAACAGCCAAUCAUGGAACUGGUGGUUGUGGCAGCGAAGAUAGAACUUACAUGCUGUCGCGUCAUGGGGUCGUUCAAACUGUGUUGUUGACUAGAGAAAAGUAAAAUAGCCCGUCUUUUUUUAGGUUCAUGUGUGUUUCCCUUGUCCAUUUUUGAUCGUUUAUUUAACUUGAUCAUUAACAUUUGCAGAUGAUGUGCAUUUUAUUCGUUUGCUAAUAAUUAAAAAAGAUUCUCAGAGUUGAUUUAUUGUAGUCAUUGAAGAUAUAAAGGAAGAUUCUGUGA
Molecule: messenger RNA, 1678 nt
Organism: Olea europaea var. sylvestris
Lineage: Eukaryota; Viridiplantae; Streptophyta; Magnoliopsida; Lamiales; Oleaceae
Product: polyadenylate-binding protein RBP45-like
Exons: 7
Coding region: 173-1363 (396 amino acids)
Cellular component (GO): cytosol
Molecular function (GO): mRNA binding
Source: RefSeq, a predicted model, not a curated record